AUGCUCCUAAACCAGAUUAUCAACACCAUCCUGGGCAGGGGACCCGCACGGAAGUCAUACCUGCUAGCCGGCUACGCAGCCCGUAACCCCACCCAUAACCCGGAGCCCCCUCAGGCUUGCAAUCCAACUGACCAGAGAGGGAGGAAUCCUGCUAAUGCGACGAAGGUCUGUCCUAGGCUCCGGGAGCCGGAUAGAGGUAAAAGCGGCAGACCAUACCUUGCUUACAAGUCGCAGCAUGCUACCUGUCUCCACCAAGGUGCUACUGAUAGCUUUUUACCUGGAGGAACGAUGAACGGUCUCCUGCGGCAUACCUGCGGUGUCGGUUGA
Pelobates cultripes (western spadefoot toad) is the source of this 327-nucleotide messenger RNA. The record is from the annotation of a GenBank genome assembly. NCBI's taxonomy places the organism in Eukaryota, Metazoa, Chordata, Amphibia, Anura, Pelobatidae.